GGUCCUGGCGUUCAUUUCAUUCCUGUCCUCAUUCCGCACAUUCUUCGCAUCGCUUGCGCCGCGCCGCGCCGCCCGAGCCGAGCCGAGCCUCCGCGGCCCCGCCGCCCGCCGCGGGCGCCCCCCAGCACUUCGCACACUCGCUUCCAGCUCGCGGGGAGUCCGCGCGCCGGGGCCCGGGCCCGGGGCGGCCGCGGCGGGGCGCAGGCCAUGCGCUGACCCCCCAGCGCGCAGCGUCGCCGGAGCGCGGGCAGCUGCCCCGGCGCGCCCUGCCCGUCCCGGGAGCCGGCGAGGCCGGGUUGGGGCUGCCCGGCGCGGGAGUACCGCGGGGAGUACCGGCUGGAGUAGCGCGGGGGCGGCGGCCCAGCGCCCCGAAGUUUGCCGCGCCCGCUCGGGCGGCCGUGGUUUGUUUUCUUGAAAAGGCUCCAGGCUUCGGCUUGGAAAAUCCAACCGCCAAAAUUGAGCCCAGCAGCUGGAGCGGCAGCGAGAGCCCUGCCGAAAACAUGGAAAGGAUGAGCGACUCGGCAGAUAAGCCGAUUGACAACGACGCGGAGGGCGUCUGGAGUCCUGAUAUUGAGCAGAGUUUCCAGGAGGCCCUGGCUAUCUAUCCACCGUGUGGGAGGAGGAAGAUCAUCUUAUCAGACGAAGGCAAAAUGUAUGGUAGAAAUGAAUUGAUAGCCAGAUACAUCAAGCUCAGGACGGGGAAGACAAGGACCAGGAAGCAGGUGUCUAGUCAUAUACAGGUCUUAGCAAGAAAGAAAGUUCGAGAAAUUCAAGCCGCCAUUAAGGUGUCUAGUCACAUUCAGGUUCUUGCCAGAAGGAAAUCUCGUGAUUUUCAUUCCAAGCUGAAGGUAACAAGCAUGGAUCAGACUGCCAAGGACAAGGCCCUGCAGCACAUGGCUGCCAUGUCAUCAGCCCAGAUCGUCUCGGCUACUGCCAUCCACAACAAGCUGGGGCUGCCUGGGAUUCCGCGCCCCACCUUCCCAGGGGGUCCGGGGUUCUGGCCUGGGAUGAUACAGACAGGACAGCCAGGAUCCUCACAAGACGUCAAGCCCUUUGUGCAGCAGGCCUACCCCAUCCAGCCAGCAGUCACAGCCCCCAUUCCAGGGUUUGAGCCUGCGUCAGCCCCAGCCCCCUCAGUUCCUGCCUGGCAGGGCCGAUCCAUUGGCACAACCAAGCUUCGCCUGGUGGAAUUCUCCGCUUUCCUUGAACAGCAGAGAGACCCAGACUCGUACAACAAACACCUCUUCGUGCACAUCGGGCAUGCCAACCAUUCUUACAGUGACCCGUUGCUCGAAUCUGUGGACAUUCGUCAGAUAUAUGACAAAUUUCCUGAAAAGAAAGGUGGCUUGAAGGAGCUGUUUGGAAAGGGCCCUCAAAACGCCUUCUUCCUCGUCAAAUUCUGGGCGGACUUAAACUGCAAUAUCCAAGACGAUGCCGGGGCCUUUUAUGGUGUGAGCAGUCAGUAUGAGAGUUCUGAAAACAUGACGGUUACCUGUUCCACCAAAGUGUGUUCCUUUGGGAAACAAGUAGUAGAAAAAGUAGAGACGGAGUAUGCGAGGUUCGAGAAUGGUCGAUUCGUGUACCGAAUAAACCGCUCACCGAUGUGUGAAUAUAUGAUCAACUUCAUCCACAAGCUCAAACACCUACCAGAGAAAUAUAUGAUGAACAGUGUUUUGGAAAACUUCACCAUAUUAUUGGUGGUAACAAACAGGGAUACACAAGAAACUCUGCUCUGCAUGGCCUGUGUAUUUGAAGUCUCGAAUAGUGAACACGGAGCACAGCACCAUAUCUACAGGCUCGUGAAGGACUGAACCUGGUUAUUUAUAUAGAGAGAUAUCUGUAUAUACACACACAUAUGUGCACACACACACUCUCCAUUAUCGAACGACUGACUGUAAACCUCACCGCACAGGGUGCUACCCUGGCCCCCCGGGCCCCACCCUGACCUUUCUAACCCUGUUCGAGUGAACUUUUUUUUUUCCCCAUGUGUUCAUGCUAUCAUUGUAGCUGUGAAGUUGUGAUGCAGUUUUUUGUGUAUUCCUCAGAUCUGCAACCCACAAUUCCUUGGGGAAGGUGAAUCUUACCAGCCUAAGCUAAGCCUCUCUGCAGACCUGUUUCCGGUUGUGGUAGAAAAUACUGAGUCAGAGGAUUGGCCACGGGGCAUUGACUGCCUUUAUACAAGUGUAUUUAGUUCUUUUUGUGUUUUUCCAACAUAAAAUUCUUGUUUUAAGAUACAAGUAAAAUUAAUCUUUAAAUAUAAAUGUAAAUUAGUACAGGAAAACUAAGAUUCUUUAGACUUAUCUUUGUAACUAAUUAGGAUGGAAAGUUAUGGAAGAAUGUAAUUCACUAAAUUAUUUUUUAAAUGAAAUCUUUCUUUCUUUUUAAAACCAAAUGUUAAACUAUAGCCUUAAGACAUACUUGGUUGAACUAUCCUAAUGAGAUAAAUUUGUACCUUCUCCCAGCCCCCAAGGUUAAAACUAAUAUCCUAAUUCAUUAAACUCUUGAAACAGGUGUUACAAAGGAGGAAAACAUCACCCCUUACCCUUAACAUAUAUAGUAUAUUUAAAAAUGUAAAAUUGUAUUGUACUAAUGUGAUAAUUCAUUAUUUAAUGAAGAAGAAAAGAUGGCUCUUUUUGCAAUAAGUAGGUAAUACUGAAACAAGUCUAAGCUUACAAUGUUAUAGUCUUGUGUGUGCAGUUACAUUUUAUAUGGUCAACCAAAUUUUUUACAGAGAUGAGUUCACAUUUGAACCACUGAAAUUUAAUAGCAAAUUUAAAAAUUGGCAUGAGUACUGCACUGCAAGUUGCAAAGGAUACAGAAUCCUGUGGCUGGAAGAAACUUGUCAUCAACCGAGCAAGCAGAAGGCUCAUCAGGCUUGGUGUCUCUGCUCCCCAGAAUGUCACUGUCACAAGCUUCCUGACCAGCCUGUGGAUAGAUUGUUGCUGGUAACCCAGUGCGCAUAGGAAGUGUCUGUGGCUCUAGCUCUGUGUUCAUGCACAUGUGGAUAGUCAGCUCUUUGAGCUCCUGUUUCUUGUCAGUUUGCUAGUUGCUCAUUGCCUCUCUGCAUUAUAGACAUGGAUAUAUUUUCUCUAAGGGCAUCUUUCCAUAAGCCUCAGUGGCACUUUAUACAUAUAUUCAUUCAUAUUCAUAUUCUCUCUCUCUCUCUCUCUCUCUCUCUCUCAUCUUUUCAAGCAGAUUCCCUUAUUCUCUUACCAAGAGAAUAUUCCAAAGCAUUGCCCAGCAGAGUUGGUCUGACGUGGCCAGCCUCAGGUUACUUCUCUAAGUGCUUUUUCACUGGGGAAGCAAGAAAGGUUACCCGUCUACUUCCCAGGGAAGGUAAGAGGAAAGUAAUAGUUUCUUUACACACACUCACAUGUGUGAGCACAUACAAACGUGCACAACUGUUAGGAAUAUGUAUACUUAAUAGAAAUGGUACAAACUUUUUACAUUAAAAAAGCAAAAAGCAUGGCUUGUUUUUUGCACUAAGGCUAUAAAGUAAAAUUCUACAUCUGCUGUAUCCAGGAGACACACGCACCUUUGCCCCAGCGUCAGCUUUGACUGCUUAUAUUGUAUUCGGCAUCUUUGGUCCUCAGUGGGUGGGCGUGGCUGGCAUGUAGUUAAAAGAACCACAUUGGAUUGACUCUGUCUUCUCCCUCAUCCCUGGGAAGACCAGAAAAAAAUGUGCAAGAUUUUUCCAUUUACAAUGUGCCUCCCUUGGGGCACUGGUUCUCCUCAGGAGAACGGCCUAGGUUCCCUAUUUCUAAACCAGCCCUCAAAGGAAUGGCUACUCUGAGUUUCUCCCCUUUAUCUGUCUGAGACCAGGUGUUUAAAGAUGUCUCCUGGAAGUGACAUUAAUUAAUCUUUUAGGCAACCCUCUUAGGGAGGGUUCUUUAGUUUUCAUUUCUUAUGUCCUUAUUCAGGAGGAAGCCCCUGUGUCUUGAGACCAGGAAGAUAUGAAUGAAUGGGUACAAAUAAUCUGUGGCUAUUUAUCAUCUCAGAAUGUGAUGAGGGAGAGGUCUGUCACUCAGGAGUAGAGCUGUUCCUCCGCACCACGAAAGCUCUGGGGAUUUACCUCCCAAGUACCAGCUAGAAGAUAGUGGUUGGCAGUGGGGAGGGUAAGAUGUCACAGAGUCAGGGUGGUGUGUCUGCUGCCCCACAGUUCUCUUCCUAAUGCCUUUCUGGGCAGUAGGAGGUGUGUGUGUGUGUGUGUGUGUGUGUGGAUGACCUGACUUACUUUUUGCUCUUAAAACAGCUGUAAAACUCUUUAAUGUAUACUAACCUCCACCCACACUCUCCCCCCACCUUCUUAUUUUACACCACACCCAUAUCUCCAUCCCUCCCAAAUUCUCAUUCUUUUUUGCCUUUAAAAAGAAAAUAACCUUAGUUACAGUUAUAUUGCUAUGAUGUUAACACUGCCCAAAAGCAAGUUGGAGAAUAAAGUGGGCUUAUAUUUCCACAUCCUAGUCCAUCACUGAAGGCAGUCGGGGCAGGAACCUGAGCCUACAAGUUGAUACAGAGACCAUGAAGGAGUGCUGCUUACUGGCUUGCUCCUCAUGCCUUGCUCAGCCUGCUUUCUUAUAGAAUCCAGGACCACCGGCCUAUGGAUGGCACUGUGCACAAUGGGCUUUCCAUGCCCCCAUCACUGAUUAAGAAAAUGCCUUACAGGCUUGCCUACAGCCAUUUCUUAUGGAGAUAUUUUCUCAAUCGAGGUUCC
This is a messenger RNA of Mus pahari (shrew mouse), 4714 nucleotides long. RefSeq names its product TEA domain transcription factor 1 (gene Tead1). NCBI's taxonomy places the organism in Eukaryota, Metazoa, Chordata, Mammalia, Rodentia, Muridae. Gene Ontology annotation, molecular function: DNA-binding transcription factor activity, RNA polymerase II-specific; RNA polymerase II cis-regulatory region sequence-specific DNA binding. The record is from RefSeq and is a predicted model, not a curated record. Gene Ontology annotation, biological process: hippo signaling; regulation of transcription by RNA polymerase II; embryonic organ development. The coding region runs from base 501 to 1811 and encodes 436 amino acids. The transcript has 14 exons. Gene Ontology annotation, cellular component: transcription regulator complex.